AUGAACAACAGGAACAAGGAUUACGGCAGUAGCCCGGAUAGCAAUGGGAACAGUUCCGGAAUCUUUAAAUGGACCGCAGAUGCCCUCUUUGGUACGAAAAAACAUGCAUCUCAGGAUGAUACCAACAAUAAUCUCAAUUAUGAUAAUAACAAUGCAGGUUCCACUAAACUACAUUCUAGACCUAGCUCUUGGGAUGGCUCGCUUCGGGAUAUGGGACUUAGUUCAUCAUUUUAUAAGAAAUAUGAUCUAUUGUCUCCGGAGAAACCAAAGACAAGGCAUACUGUUGAUGAUGAGAUUUUGUUGAGUCCCAUACAUUUAAAGCAAUCUUUCCCCACAUACGUUAAUGAUAAAGAUCCAACUGAUACUUUUUAUCGCAAAAAUAGAGGGAGAGCAAAUAGAAGGAGUGAUGGUUUACCCAGUUUUAAAUCGCCAACUAAGGACGAUACGUUAUUAUCAAGACUAUUUAAAAAAAACGCAAAAAUAGGGAAUGAGAAUGAUGCUCGAAUUCCUGGAAAGUUCCCAACACCAACACCGUCUAAAGUAAUAUCAUCUUCUAAAGAAAAUGAAACUGAAAAUGCAAAUCAAAGUAUAAGGAAUGAUGAAUAUGUGGAAGAAUACCAAGAAUUAUUGGAUGAAAUUUGUAAAAAUACAGGCGCUCUACAUAUGUUAGAUAAGGAGUUGAGAGAUAAAGAUGAACAUUAUGAAUUGCAACAACAAUCAUUCAAAUCCAAAUAUGAAAACUUAAGAGUAGAUCUCAUAUACCAAUUAAGACAAACUAAAAAAGUUUCAGAUAAAUAUUUUGAACUGUUAUCCAAAUAUCAAAAUUUAAGAAAAUUGGCAUAUAAUUUGGAAACAUCAAGUGACGCAGAGGUAGAAGAUUUACAAUUGACAGUAACAAAUCUACGACAACAAUUGCAGAUGGCACAACAGGAUAGAAGUGAUGCUUUGUUUAGGUAUGAAAGGAUCGAUUCAGCACUCCGAAAUUCUGAAUUGCAACGUAAGAAGGACAAAAUAGCGUACGAAACACGAAUUGAAGAACUAGAGCGUGAAUUAUUUGCCAGAGAUAAUAAUAUCUCCAAUUCUAGAUACCCCAGUUAUAAAGACACAACGCGAUCUACCUCACCAUACCCUUACAUGAAUCACAGGGGAGGAAGGUUUAGUUUAACCUCGGAUGAACUGUCAUCCACGGACACUAAUGAACUAAAAUAUCAAAUAUGA
This is a messenger RNA of Naumovozyma castellii, 1218 nucleotides long. RefSeq names its product Bbp1p (gene BBP1). Bases 1 to 1218 code for a protein of 405 amino acids. The transcript has a single exon. NCBI's taxonomy places the organism in Eukaryota, Fungi, Ascomycota, Saccharomycetes, Saccharomycetales, Saccharomycetaceae. The record is from RefSeq and is a predicted model, not a curated record.